This is a messenger RNA of Diaporthe citri, 1851 nucleotides long. RefSeq lists its product as uncharacterized. The record is from RefSeq and is a predicted model, not a curated record. The transcript has 2 exons. Lineage: Eukaryota; Fungi; Ascomycota; Sordariomycetes; Diaporthales; Diaporthaceae. Gene Ontology annotation, molecular function: DNA binding; protein binding. The coding region runs from base 1 to 1851 and encodes 616 amino acids.
AUGGCAACCCUCGACAGCGUCCCCGACGAAAUCAUCCGCCACAUCCUCCACUACGUCUCCCCCGAGGACUGCUGCGCAAACAUACAGCUGGUCUCCACGAGGUUCAAUCGUCUCACCAACGAGGCACUUCUGUGGAGGUACUACUGCCUGGCCUCCUUCCGCUACUGGGACCACUCGCAGAAUCUCGACGGCAAGCUCUCCCUGAGGGCCUCGCAGACUGCCUGGAAGAAGCUCUGGACGAAGCGCAAGAGGCGGAACCUGGAAGUAGCUCAGCUGCUUGACGAUGUCAUCUCAACCAAGGUCGGCCGGCUGCAGAAGAUCGGCCAGAUAUGCAAGUUCGGCUACGAUGCGAAAGACUUUCUCGUGAGGCAGGCCCAGAUCGACGACUCCGCCGCCGACGUCCUCGCCCGGCGAUACUAUGCGAACACGGCCCUGGCCAGUAUACACCGGAGCAUCGCAGUCCACGAGUGGUCCCAGUACCAGCGCGCACCCCUGGCCGCCCAGGGCCUCGACCGCGCCCUCGCCGCCUUCGACAUGUUCUUUGUUCGCGGAGAGGACGACGACAUCGACGACACGUGCGCCGAGCUCGACCGACUAGCCGCCACCUUCCUCGAGGAGCAACAAAACCCCAAGAAGCUCUGCGCACGCGACAAGGCGCUCGCCCUGCUGAAAUGGGUCCGCAACAGGAACCUGGUCGGCAUGGACGAGCCUGACGAGAACUAUCGCAACCUGCGGAACUGCCUCAUCGGGCACGCCCUACAUGAUGACAGACACCCCUCCCUCCCCAUCAUAUCUGCUGCGAUCUACGCCUCCCUGGCUGAGAGGGUCGGCCUGCGCGCGGUAUGCUGCGCCUUCCCAAGCCAUGUGCAUGCCAUGGUUUUGGCACCAGCCGGGCAGGAUCUCAACGGGAAGGCAUCGUCUGCCCCCGUCAAGGAUGUGGACAGGAUGUUCCUGGAUCCAUACGGUUCGAGCGAGGAGAUACAGUUCGACGACUUGCGGUCGCGACUGGUGGAGCUAGACUGGAUCAACGGCAGGGAGGCCUUCCUGGUCGCCGCGCCUGUUCCCGUGAUGGUGCAGCGGGUCUCUAGGAGUCUGGCGGCGACGUUCGGCACAUUUUGGACCACGAGACAGGAAGACUUGGCGGCAUUAUACGGCCGUCCCGCUUCCAAGCUGACUGUGGAAAGCGCUGCGUACGCGGCGCGGUGGGCCAACCUGCUGAUGACCCCCGUGAGCAACUUCCAGUGGGACAGCACGCUCGACCAGUUCCUCAACCAGCUCGCGCAGCAGUUCCCAGAGGACGGCUGGAUGGUUGAGGAGUACAUACUACCACUGUACACCAUCUAUACGCAGUCUGUCCAGCCGCGCAUCAGGUUCACGUGGGAGAACGUCCCCGAGAUGCUCGGGAUUAUCCGCAACAUGGACAACAGGCAGCCAACAGUCAACCGGCGAUACACCCAGGAGAUCCAUCAGAACGUGUGGUACUCGGUCGGGCAGGUGUUCCGGCACAAGAGAUAUGGCUACGUUGGUAUCAUCAACGGAUGGGGCGAGAGAGGCACCCAGUCACUGCCUAUGCCGCACAACAUGUCGUUCGAGGAGGCCAUGGACGACAUGGGGGACUCCGGGACGGAUAGCGACACGGUCAGGCAACGGCUCCGAAAGAAGACUUUCUACACCUGCCUCAAGCAUGAUCACGACCGCCACGUCGUCGCGCAGGACAGGAUCGAGAUCGUGCGCGACCCGAGGCUCAUCCCCGACGCCCUGAUGCAGAUGGCCGGGAAGUUUUUCAAGCGGUUCGACCGCAAGACGUGCACGUUUGUGUCUAACAUCAAGGAGUACUUCCCCGAUGACUAA